AUGUCUAGACAGACUCCAUUGUCAGCAAUGGACGAAGUACAGCUGAGGUUGCGAAUCUUGGAUCCUGUGUCCAGGCCCAUGUACUACGAGGGAAGCCCAAAUGGUAGCAGCUACAAGAGAUUAAGGAUUCUGAGCAUAUAUUAA
This is a messenger RNA of Fusarium pseudograminearum CS3096, 144 nucleotides long. RefSeq lists its product as uncharacterized. Bases 1 to 144 code for a protein of 47 amino acids. The record is from RefSeq and is a predicted model, not a curated record. NCBI's taxonomy places the organism in Eukaryota, Fungi, Ascomycota, Sordariomycetes, Hypocreales, Nectriaceae. The transcript has 2 exons.